Hirsutella rhossiliensis is the source of this 2028-nucleotide messenger RNA. Its product is annotated as sucrase/ferredoxin-like domain-containing protein. The transcript is spliced from 4 exons. Bases 1 to 2028 code for a protein of 675 amino acids. Gene Ontology annotation, molecular function: oxidoreductase activity. The record is from RefSeq and is a predicted model, not a curated record. Lineage: Eukaryota; Fungi; Ascomycota; Sordariomycetes; Hypocreales; Ophiocordycipitaceae.
AUGUUCUCCGUGCCCGCCGCCCUGCGCCGGACGGCGACGACGACGACGGCACGGCUGACGAGGCGGCGGCGCCCGGCCCUUGACUUGACACCCCGCCGGGGCGUCGCCUCGACGAAGCCACCCGCGGCGCGACUACCGACGGUGCAGACGUGUCCGUCACCGACGUGCGCAUGCGCCGACAUGCCGGCCAUGCCCGAGGGGCUGGAGAUUGACCGGACGAGUCCGCUGGAUGGCGUCAUGGCUGCGUAUGCGGAGCAGGUGCUCGUCUGCACCGGCCGGGAUGACUGGGCCUCGAGGAUUGAGGACGAGAGCGGGGGGGAUAACUUGGCGGCGGAUCUCAAGGAGCUGCUCGGCAGGGGAGGCGUCUACCGAGAUCCCUUCCACAACGUCUCCGUCCUCAACGCAUCUCUACCGAGCACCGUCCCGCCGCGGCCAGACGUGCAAAACACAUCCGCAUACCUCUUCCCAAGCUUCAAAUACGUGCCCUUUCUGCCCCGCGUAUCCUUUGACAGCGUGCAGGCGCUGGCCAAGGGCUUCCUGCUGCCCUCGACGCUGCACGCGGCGCACGACGGCCUCUCGCCCAUCCACCGCGACCGGCUGACGCGCAAGGACGCGUACCAGGGCCUGCUGCCGGGCGUACAGGACGUGCGCGACGUGCUGGUGCUCGUCUGCGGGCACGGCGGGCGGGAUGCGCGGUGCGGCAUCAUGGGGCCGCUGCUGAGGGCCGAAUUUGGUGAUAAGCUUGCCAAGAUGGGCGUGGACGUGCGCACGGGGCCGGUCGAGGUGGCCUUGGGAGAGGAGCAGCAGCAGAGCGCCUCAUGGAUCACUGGCGGCGCAACGACGGUGGCGACGGCCAAGACGACGGCGAGGAUUGGACUCAUCAGCCACAUCGGAGGACACAAGUUCGCCGGCAACGUCAUCAUCUACCUGCCGCCCGGACUGAGGGGGCUCGACGGCGAGCUGCAGCCGCUGGCGGGCCACGGAAUCUGCUUCGCCAUCGGGACCGCAGCCUACUACUACCUCUUCACCCCCGAGCCCAGGAGCAAGACGCUCAACCGCGACACCUUUGUCCCCUACACCAUCACCGCCCGCGAAGCCAUCUCCCCCACCUCGGCCAUCCUGACCGUCUCGCCACGCACGCCGGACCCGUCGCCACCGUACCUGCGCCCGGGGAGCGCCUCCCUCUGGCGCCAUGCGCUGUGGUCCGUCGAGUUCAAGCAGCCCGAGGUGCAGAUUGCGAGGCACUACACCCCGCUGCCGCCGGUCGAGGGCGACGAGGACGCGGCGCAAGCGUGUCUGCGCUUCUACAUCCGCGCCAUGGGCGGCGGCGAAAUGUCAAGCUAUCUGAGCCGUCUUGGCAGGUUGGGCUCGCGGGGCCGCGUCGUGUUUCUUGCUGGGGGCACGGGCCUGGUGCCGGCUAUGCAGGUUGCCAGGGCGGUGCUUGAUGCGAGUGACGAGACUACCAUGACGCUCCUGUGGGCUGUCAGGAAGCGGGACGAGGUGCAGGUGGUCGACAAGCCGGCUCCAUCACGAUGGUCUUCCUGGUGGUCGACCAAGGCGCCGACACAGAUACAGGCCGAUCUCGCAGAUCCGAGCCCCAUUGCACGCCACCUGAAGCGGAUGAAGGCCAGGUACGGCGACCGUCUCGACAUCCGCGUCGCCAUCGACCAAGAAGGCACCACUAUCCGCGAAGCCGACGUCGAAAAAGCCCUACUCCUCCCGCCACCCCCCGCCCAGCCAACGCCGCCCUGUCGAGGAUGCCCGUCUCACGACCAGCGCCUACACAUCGACGCCUCUGAAUUCGACGCCUCCGAGGCGGCCUGCCGGUGUCCAUCGUCCGAUAGCUCGCGUGCGCGAGGCAAGAAUCUGCUCAUGGUCUCGGGCCCGGACGGCUUCGUCUCGCACUACGCAGGCCCCAAGGCCUGGCUGCGCGGCACCCUGACCCAAGGGCCUGUGGGCGGCGUGGCUCGACGGCUGCAGGGGCGUCACGCCCGCCUGGCCGACGAGUGGCUCGUACUCAAGCUCUGA